CUCUGGUCUUACAGAGAUUUCGAAAUUGAAGGGCGGGAUAUUAUAGCACUUUGAAGAAUGUCUUUGUCUUGGUUUGUUCGGCUGUCUGUCCUCCUAACGGCUCUCCUUCUGGAACCAGCCCACUGCAUGAACAACAGCACGACCGACUGCAAGAAUUUCUUGGAAAAUUUUCCCGUGCGGCUAAAGGAACUCAGGUCGGACUUUGACAAGAUACGGAGAUACUAUGAAGAUAAAGACUACAUCGAGACGCCGCUUCUGGACGAAAAUGUGCUAAAUGACUUUCAAAAUCCGUUCGGAUGCCACGCCAUAAACGAAGUCCUACGAUUUUACCUGGACACCGUUCUACCAACUGCCAUUAACGAAGAAGUCAGCACGCACUACGCAAAACCUAUCAACAGUAUAGGAAGCAUAUUCAACCAGCUAAAGAGAAAAAUACUUUACUGCAGAAAUUACUUUUCUUGCAAGAAACCUUUUGAACUUGACAACAUAAUGACAACAUACAAAAAGAUGCAAGGCCAGGGACUAUACAAGGCCAUGGGGGAACUGGGCUUACUGUUCAAUUACAUUGAGGAAUACAUGGCGUCGGUCAAACCCAAACACUGAGAUUAAACACCUCUGGAGACCAUGGCUGGAUCAACCUAAUCAAAUAUCUACUUUUAAGUACCUCUUAGAUACCAGACGCAAUUCAACAGUCCAGUCCAACCAGUUGACUUCCAAGUUAUUCACACAUUUGUCCUGUAUGUUUUAGCAGUGUGCGUUUUAGCAGUGUGUGUGUGUGUGUGUGUGUGUGU
Molecule: messenger RNA, 791 nt
Organism: Conger conger (European conger)
Lineage: Eukaryota; Metazoa; Chordata; Actinopteri; Anguilliformes; Congridae
Gene: il10
Product: interleukin 10
Exons: 5
Coding region: 58-603 (181 amino acids)
Biological process (GO): immune response
Cellular component (GO): extracellular region
Molecular function (GO): cytokine activity
Source: RefSeq, a predicted model, not a curated record